CGUGCAGCUUCCCACGACCGCGUGUCAACCCCCCCUUUCGUCAUUCUUUUUUCUCCCUUCCAUGGUCGCGUCAUAGCACGCUCUACAUGAUCCAUCUGCUGAAAACUAAACGCGACCAUGCAUCUCAUUAAGCCGCAUUGGUUGACACACCCAGGCGAACUCAAGGACUUUGAGGUAUACAGCUGUCACGUCUCCCCGGAUGGGUCGCGUCUGGUCACGGCGGCCGGAGACGGAUACGUGCGCAUAUGGUCCACCGAAGCCAUCCUCAACUCCAACAACCCCAAUUACACCAAGCCCAAGCAGCUCGCAGCCGUCAGCCACCACUCGGGCACCAUCCACGCCGUCCGCUUCUCGUCGAACAACAAAUACUUGGCUUCGGGCGCAGAUGACAAGAUAGUAUGCGUCUACUUUCUCGACCCCAACGCGCCGACACAUGCUGCUUUUGGCUCGAAUGAACCCCCGCCCGUCGAGAACUGGCGCGUCACCCGCCGCCUGAUAGGCCACGACAAUGACGUGCAGGACAUUGGCUGGUCGUACGAUUCUUCGAUACUCGUGUCGGUGGGCUUGGACUCCAAGGUGGUGGUGUGGUCAGGCCAUUCGUUCGAGAAGCUGAAGACGCUCUCCAACCACCAGAGUCACGUCAAGGGAAUCACAUUCGACCCAGCCAAUAAGUACUUCGCGACCGCCAGCGACGACCGCACGAUCAAAGUCUACCGCUUCAACUCCCCACCCCCGAAUGCGACACAGCAGGACCAGGUCAACAACUUCAUGCUCGAGCACACCAUCACGGCGCCCUUCCAGACUUCCCCCCUCACAACAUACUUUCGUCGCUGUUCUUGGUCGCCAGACGGUGCGCACAUCGCCGCGGCCAAUGCUACCAAUGGUCCAGUUAGCUCUGUCGCCAUUCUCACGCGUGGAACAUGGGACGGCGACAUCAGUCUGGUCGGCCACGAAGGGCCUGUGGAGGUGGCUGCCUUUUCCCCACGACUAUUCUACCGCGACCCGCCGAGGCAGGAGCACGAUGGGAAUGUGUACCAGCAAUCCGUCACGAUUGUCGCAUGCGCCGGGCAGGAUAAAUGCCUCAGUGUGUGGAACACGAGUUUCCCUAGGCCGUUCAUGAUUUCGCAGGAGCUGGCGGGGAAAUCGAUAUCGGAUCUGGCAUGGGCACCGGACGGGGAGACGCUGUAUGCGACGAGCUUGGACGGCAGCAUAUUGACGCUUGUCUUUGAACCUGGGGAGCUGGGAUACCCGGCGUCGCUGACGGAGAACGAGAAGACGCUGUCUAAGUUCGGUGGUGGCAGGAAAGUUGGCAUCAUCGAGGGGACGGACGCGUUGCUCCUGGAAGAGAGCGCCAAGAGUGGGGAACUCAAAGGCGUGCAGGGCAGAAUGGGUGCGCUGAUGGGCGAUGGCGGUGCGGCUCAACCUCCCCAGAUCACCAACGGUACAAACGGCGUGCCUUCUCCCCUUCCCCCUCCCCCGGCUCCUGCUCCUAUUCCGACAGUUACAAAUGGCGCGACCGCAACAGUACAACCACCGGCCCCUGCCGAGCCUCCCCCAGACCAGAGAGUUGAGAAGCUCAAGCAGCGAGUCACUAUCACGAAGGACGGAAAGAAGAGGAUAGCGCCGAUGUUGGUAUCUUCAGCGUCAGGGGUUGGCACAUCGUCUUUGCCACAGACGCAACUCAUCUCCGCGACAACGACAUCCGGCGGGCGGAGUGACAAUCCCCACAACAUUCUGGACUUGUCGAAACCUUAUGACGGGUUUCCCAGGGGUGGGCUCGCCACGAUGCUCAUUGGGAACAAGCGGAAGUUUGCUGAGAUUGAGGGAGACGAAGAUCGCCAAAUCGAGCGGAGACUCGCGGCAUCUGUGAAGCCUGGCGGAGCCGCUGUAGUCCUCAACAGCGAAACAGGGCUCAUCCCGCCUGCAGCAGCUGCUGAGAAGACGAAGGAUGUGGCGGAGCCUCCUAAAGUUCUACGGCCUGCGAUUGUCAAUCCUGCACUGGCCAUCAGCCAAGUACGACUGGCCGUGCCGAAGGUCAGGAGUGUUAUCAUUCGCACAGCAGACGGCAGUGAGCCACCGCAGCAAAACGGAGUGGACGCCAAUACCGGCAAAGCUGAGAUAUCGGACACCGUCAUCCUGGAAGCACGAAACGCCACUGCACCCUCUCGGACAGGACGCCAGCAAGACCAUGACCCGGCGCGCAUAACAUGUACGAGCAAGGGGCAGUCGCUAUGGCAAGACUACCUCCCCAAAGCCGUGCUCCUAGUCACAGGCAACACAAACUUCUUCGCCGCAGCGUGCGAAGACGGCUCCGUAUACACCUGGUCCCCCGCCGGCCGGCGCACACUCAACGCCAUGAUCCUCGAGGCCCAACCUGUCAUCAUGGACUGUCGCGGCUGGUGGUUAAUGUGCAUCUCCGCAGUCGGCAUGUGCUACAUCUGGAAUCUCAAGACGCUCUCCUCACCCCACCCCCCCGUCUCCGUCGCCCCGAUCCUCGACAUCGCCGCCCACACACAGGGCCCGCACCUCACCAAAUCCCCCGGCAUCGUCUUCGCGCGCCUCAACACCGCCGGCCGCAUCGUCCUCGCCAUGUCCAACGGCGACGGCUACACUUACAACCCCAACAUGUACAUCUGGCAGCGCAUCAGCGAACCCUGGUGGGCUGUCGGCAGCCAGUACUGGAACACGACCGACUCCUCCGUGGGUAACAUCCGCUCCUCGACGACUCCUGCCCCCAAGGAACGCACGCCCGAUCACGUCGCGCUGGAGAAUAUCUCCGCUGGCAUCAUACCGGCCCUCGAGCGCAACACGACGAAUCAGUUCUUGCUCCAGGGCCGCGCGUUCUACCUCCAGCGUCUGGUCAAGGCGCUUAUCUCCGCAGAGGGUUACGAAACGUUCGAGGCGUGUGUUAGUGUAGCGCAUUUGGAGAAUCGCGUUAGUGCUGCGAGGACGCUGGGUGCUAAGGAGGAGUUUAAGAUUUAUCUGGGCAUGUAUGUUAAGCGGAUUGGGGCCGAGGGGCUGAAGGGCAAGAUUGAGGAGUUGCUGAGGGGGUUGGCGGGGGGGUUGCUGGGGGAUGAUGCGGAGGAUGGAGAGGAUGGGGAUGAUGAUGCAGAAGAGGAGGAGGUUUGUGGGUGGAAGAAAGAGGAUCUGCUCAGGGAGGCGGUGCUGCUUCUUGGUAUGUUUUUCACUUUCAUAUUCAUAUUCUUUGCGAGACGAAGGAUUGGGCUAAUCUCGCUACAGGUAUCGACACAACACCCUCUGCCCCGCAUACCGACCACGUCGUCGUUUCGCAGCGUCAAACUCACCACUUACCUCGUCUUAUCUCCAUCCCAUCUCCAUCACGCUAGCCAACACCACCACCACCCUCCCACUCGCACACCUCCUACACCCAAACCUCCCACCCACCACCGACGUAACCCCCAGAUUCCUACUCCCCCAACCCAGAAACAACCCGCGCGUUUCGUUUCACCCCCGUCGCACCUAAGCGCCGCGCCGCGCAUACCCCAGUGGGGCGGCCCACGAUUGGCCCGCAGGACCCCCAUUCCAAUGCGUGACGUCGACGCAUCUUAUUUAGGAAAUUUGCAGAUUCAGGCACGCAGAUCGCCAGGGGAGGGCGCGGGAGAUGAUAUGAUAUUAUGCGGUCUCUACUUCGGUUUCGAGUGGUACAAUCGACAUUCACUUUCUCGGGUUUUCGCUUUUGCUUUUGUCUUGUUGUUUUCUCGCCUGCGCUGCUACUGCUGCUGUUGCUUUUUGAGGUAUCGUUUGACACGAUCUCGCCAUAUACAUUCAUUACUACUACUACAUUCUAUUUUUCCUCCAGCGAGACGAAAACCUACAAGACACACGCGCGCAACCAUGGCCCUAAACUGCACGCACAUCCCCACAUUCACGCCCACCGACGCGGGCGUCGCCGGCUCAGGAACCCUCCUAUCCUUCAUAAUCACCAACCUGCUCUCCAUGCUUCUCUCAGCAGCAAUAAUCCUGCUCGGCCUACGCUCCUCAACCUCCGCCCCAAUCUCCCGAAAACUGCUGCAAUCCUUCUCCGACCAACAAAUCAUAACCGGAAUCGGCAUCCAAUCCGUCGGGCUCUCAAAAAUGCAAACAAUGACCCCCUACCACUUCUUCCUCAUCUGGCUGCUCUCGCUGCUCUCCACGGCCACCAAUCUCGCCACGCUGCUCGCACUCGUAAACGACUUUAGACGCGACUGGGUGCUGCGCUGGCUGCGGCAGUUCUUCAUGCUGGUCAAUAUGCUGCUGGGCAUGACGAGCGGCGUGUUUAUCCUGCAGACGGUGCUGAAGAAUCUCGAGCCGCGGCUGCCGAUUGCGUGUGUGUGGGAGGUGGAGGGGCGUGGUGCGUCGGCGAAUGCGGCGCUGAGUAUUGCGGGGACGGGCGCGGUUAUUGGCGCGCAGGUGGUGGUUUUUGUGUUUGCGACGUGGUAUCUGCAUAAUCGGUCGAAUCCGAGGUGGCUUAAGAGCGUGCAGGUUACGGGGCUGGUUGUGCUGCUUGCUAUGGGGGGUGGGGCGACGGUGCGCGUGGUUAUGGAGAGCCAGGCUUUUGGGCACCCGCCUGAAGCGGUGAAUCUUCAGGGGCCGAGCGAGGGGAACUGGAGUUUUGGCCAGUUGCUGCCGUUACUGAUGCUGGUAUUACCCGUGAUUAGCACGUUGGAGAUUCUGAGGGGCGAGACGAGGACGCCGCCCAGUCUGGUGGAUGAUUAUACUGUGCCCUUGUUCAAGGGGGACAUGAACUAA
Molecule: messenger RNA, 4749 nt
Organism: Dothidotthia symphoricarpi CBS 119687
Lineage: Eukaryota; Fungi; Ascomycota; Dothideomycetes; Pleosporales; Dothidotthiaceae
Product: Hira-domain-containing protein
Exons: 5
Coding region: 118-4749 (1543 amino acids)
Biological process (GO): DNA-templated transcription; chromatin remodeling; regulation of DNA-templated transcription
Cellular component (GO): HIR complex; nucleus
Molecular function (GO): nucleosome binding; protein binding
Source: RefSeq, a predicted model, not a curated record